GGAAUGCAAGAUGGGGCGGCCACUGUGGAAAACAGUCUGGCAGGUCCUCAGAAAUGUUACCACGUGACCCAGCGAUGUCACUCCUAGGUAUAUACCCAGGGGGAUUGAAAACACAAUACAUACACACACACACAAUCUGUACACAGUGUUCAUAGCAACACUCUUCAUAAGAACCAAAAUAUAGAACCAAUCUAAUGUUCGUCAAUUGAUGAAAGGAUAAGCAAAAAAUGGUAACACGGUGGAAUGUUAUUGAGCCAUAAAAAGGAAUGAAGUACUGAUAUAUAUGCUACAACAUGGGUGAAUCUUGAAAAUAGUACACUAGUUGAAAGAAGCCAGACACAAAAGGCCACAUAUUCCACUUAUAUGACACAACCAGAAUAGGCAAAUCUGAAAGACAAACUAGAUGAGUGUUUGCCAGGGGAAGGGGGAAUGGGGAAAUGACUUCUAAUGGGUAUGGGGUUUCUUCUCGGGUGAUGAAAAUGCUCUGAUAUUAGACACUGGUGAUGGUUGCACCUUUAUGCCAAUACGUGAAAAACCGCUGAAUUCUACACUUAAAAACGGUGGAUUUUAUGGUAUGUGAGUUAUACCUCAAUAAAGCUGUUAUUUGAACCUCCAGCUCUGAGGGCUGACGUGGGGCUUUAGUCAUAGGUCACACACAGCCAAAACCAGCUUGGGACACAUGCCUGGGAUCUAGAAUCAUGAAGCCAGGUACCCCUCUGUGGAUGGUCUGUCUACUGUUAUUUUAAUAAAGGCAGCAUCACGCUUUUUUUCCAAAUAGAGGAGUCCCUUGGCUUACUAUCCGGGGUGUGUGUGGGGGCGGGCGGGGGCUGGGUGCAGCAAAACGGGAUCUCACAGCUUUGGGAAGAUUCCUAAUGAACGAAGAAAAGAGGUGGUGAGCUCAUGAGUGGAUGGAUCCCUUCCCGUCGCUCCCAUCCCCACGGAACCCCGAGAAAGCCAGUUUUUUUCUCACCCACCUCCGGUAUUGGGUGCUGGUUGCCAGCCUGGAGGCCCAUAUGGGAGCUCCCUAGCCCAAGGACCCACUUAAAACCAAGGCAGAAGUAACAGGUGUGAACACCUCUGCCCAGCCCUUAGCCUCCGGCCUUACUCUGUCUGAGAUGCCAACCCUGCUAUCUUUCUGCCCCCUCAGGCCCACCCACACCCCAUCCCCAUCCCCAGACUGUGGUAGGAAUGAAGAACAGAAGGAGGUAGUAGAUGCCACUUGCUGUCCCCUGGACCCUGAACUUUUCUGUUUAAACCCAUGACGACCAAUCGCCCAGUCAACAGAUUCCCACUGAGCCAGCUCUGUGCCCAGCCCUUCCUGGGUGCUGAGGACACAAGAAAGGCAGAAACCUCCGGUGUGGCUGGGACACAGAUGCCAAGUAGGCACAGGCCCGGCAGGGGCUCAGGGAGCUGCAGGUUACACCACAGGAUGGGUGAGCUUCUUGGAGGUGACUUCUGAGCUGACUGAGCUUUGUAACAGGAUGAACAAGAAUGCUUCCCACCAUCCACCCCCCCAGUCAUCAGGGCCCGUGGCUUCCAUAGCCCCUUUUCCCCCUCAAGGCACAGAUGGCCUUAUAUUGUCACUGCCCACUUAGGAUCUGUCUCCUCCUGUCCCCUUAAGGACAGAUCCAUCUCCAUAUCCCUAGAAUUGCCCAGAAAAGGGUGGGCAGAGAGCCUCUGUUGAAUAAAGGGGUGGAGCGGGGUACAGGAAGGCAGGGGGCCAUGUAGGGACAAAAGCCUGAAGGCCUCUUGUGCUUGGGAGGGUCCUCCUCCCCCUCGCAGCCUGGUUUCCCCUUUGUGGUUUCUCCAGCUCCACCCUCUCAGCCCCUCCACCUUGAUCUGCAUAGCUUCCUGCCCCUGACACUCUGGUCUGCAGCAUCAUGUCCCUAACUGUCCAUCUCUCCCAUCUCCUGGCCCUGUUGGUGGCAGGCCUGGCCCAAGGCAUCGAGGGCUCCCUCAGGGGCCAGGACCCAGGUCCCCAGCCUCUGGAGCUGAAAGAGGUCUUCACGUUGUUCCAGAUCCGAUACAACCGGAGCUACUCACACCCAGCAGAGCAUGCUCGCCGCCUGGACAUCUUUGCCCGAAACCUGGCCAAGGCUCAGCAGCUGCAAGAGGAGGACUUGGGCACAGCUGAGUUUGGGGUGACUCCAUUCAGUGACCUCACAGAGGAGGAGUUUGGCCAGCUUUAUGGGCAUCAGAGGGUGGCUGGAGAGGCCCCCAGUGUGAGCCAAAAGGUAGGGUCUGAAGAGUGGGGGCAGUCAGUGCCCCCGACCUGUGACUGGCGGAAGGAGGCUGGCAUCAUCUCAUCCAUCAGGAAUCAGGUAUCUGCCCCCUUGCGGCCUGGCCCAAUCCAGCCCUGGGGGCGGGAGGGGGAGGAGAGGGGCAAGGCCUGCAUUCCCUUCCCCCACCCCCAUCCUUCUACCACUAGCAAAACUGCAACUGUUGCUGGGCCAUGGCAGCAGCGGGCAACAUCGAGGCCCUGUGGGCCAUCAAAUACCAUCAGUCUCUGGAAGUCUCCGUGCAAGGUGUGGCUGGGGGAGGGGACCUGUGUGACUGAGACGGGGGUGCCUGGGGCCCGGGCACCCACACGGUCCCUGCUCGCACCAGAGCUGCUCGACUGUGACCGCUGUGGGAAUGGCUGCAAGGGCGGCUUCGUCUGGGAUGCGUUCCUAACUGUCCUCAACAACAGUGGCCUGGCCAGUGACAAGGACUACCCAUUCAAGGGGAACAGCAAACCCCACAGAUGCCUGGCUAAGAAGCACAAGAAGGUGGCAUGGAUCCAGGAUUUCAUCAUGCUGCAGCCCUGCGAGCAGAGUACGGGCAGGAUGGAGACACAUGGGUGGGCCCGGGGGGAGAAUGACAGGGACAGACAGACCAGGACAGACGGGGCUACAGACAGAGAUGGAGGGAUUUGGGGGCGGGGGGUUGGGCGUGGGAAAGAGAAAGAGACAGAGACACCCAUGAGCCGAGAGCAGGGGGCACAGGACAGGCAGGGCCCUGACGGCACCUUCCACCCCCCGCCCCCAGGCAUCGCCAGGUACUUGGCCACCCAAGGCCCCAUCACUGUGACCAUCAACAUGAAGCUACUGCAGCAAUACCAGAAGGGUGUGAUCAAGGCCACACCAACCACCUGUGACCCCCAGCUUGUGGAUCAUUCUGUCCUGCUGGUGGGUUUUGGUAAAAGCAAGUCGGCGGAGGGGAGGCAGGCAGAGGCGGUCUCAUCCUGGUCUCAUCCUCAUCCUCGCUACUCCAUCCCAUACUGGAUCCUGAAGAACUCCUGGGGGGCCAACUGGGGUGAGGAGGGCUAUUUCCGGCUGCACCGAGGGAGUAAUACCUGCGGCAUCACCAAGUACCCAUUCACUGCCAGACUGGACAAACCCGUUAAGAAACACCAAGUCUCCUGCCCUCCCUGAGCCCACCUGGCUGCCCCUCAGCUCUCUCCUGCUGUGCCAGCUACCUCCCUGCCCACCUCACCCCAAGGUUUUUGCCUAUUCUCUCAGUCUCUCUGCUAUGGAUUGAAUAAACCUAGACGAGACCCCUGUCUUCGGAGUGGACUCAGCUGGGGUGGGGAAAUGGAUGGGGAGUACAUAGAUACCAUUCUCUGACACGUCUUAGUCCCUGCGGGGCCAACGGACACAUACAUCCUUAGACACUGUGACAC
This is a messenger RNA of Physeter macrocephalus (sperm whale), 3661 nucleotides long. It is a transcript of the gene CTSW, whose product is annotated as cathepsin W. The transcript has 7 exons. NCBI's taxonomy places the organism in Eukaryota, Metazoa, Chordata, Mammalia, Artiodactyla, Physeteridae. Gene Ontology annotation, molecular function: cysteine-type endopeptidase activity. Gene Ontology annotation, cellular component: lysosome. The coding region runs from base 1881 to 3413 and encodes 510 amino acids. The record is from RefSeq and is a predicted model, not a curated record.